Molecule: messenger RNA, 2000 nt
Organism: Cygnus olor (mute swan)
Lineage: Eukaryota; Metazoa; Chordata; Aves; Anseriformes; Anatidae
Gene: NUBP2
Product: nucleotide binding protein 2
Exons: 6
Coding region: 16-1170 (384 amino acids)
Biological process (GO): iron-sulfur cluster assembly
Cellular component (GO): cytosol
Molecular function (GO): ATP binding; ATP-dependent FeS chaperone activity; 4 iron, 4 sulfur cluster binding
Source: RefSeq, a predicted model, not a curated record
GGGUGGCGGCCGCCGAUGGGGAAAGCGCGGAGCCUAUUGGUCGGGCAACAAGCGGAGGGGGGCGGGGCGGGGCGGGGAGCGCGGCUCGCCAUUGGGGGCGGCGCCUGCCAGUCGGCGGGGGGCGGGGCUUCCGCGGCGGAAGGCGGAAGCGGGCGGCACCGCGCGGCAGCGGCAGCAUGGAGGGGGCGGCGGCGGCAGCGGGUGAGCAAAGCAACCUGUCCGGCGUGCGGCACGUCGUGCUGGUGCUCUCCGGGAAGGGCGGCGUGGGGAAGAGCACGGUGGCCACCCAGCUGGCCCUGUCGCUGCGGCACGCCGGCAAGAAGGUGGGGAUCCUGGACGUGGACCUGUGCGGCCCCAGCAUACCCCGCAUGUUCAAGGUGCAGGACAGCGACGUGCACCAGUGCGACAGCGGCUGGGUGCCGGUCUUCGUGGACCAGGAGAAGAGCAUCUCGCUCAUGUCCAUCGGCUUCCUGCUGGAGAAGCCGGACGACGCUGUGGUGUGGAGAGGACCCAAGAAAAACGGUACGGUCGGUUCUCGCUGCUGGCAGCGACCUUCCGGAGCUUGGUGCAGUCAGCAAACCCUCUCAGAGGUGCUGCUGGCUCCUGCUCGGAGCGAGGCUCCUGUUCUGCAGGGCUGCCUCCCCAGGUGAGUUCCAUCUCUCGGACGGGGCGCCCUUUAUUCCUGCAGCUUUGAUAAAACAGUUUGUUGCCGACGUGGCCUGGGGGGAACUGGACUUCCUCAUCGUGGACACACCUCCGGGCACCUCCGACGAGCACAUCUCCACGGUGGAGGCCCUGCGGCCCUACAGGCCUCUUGGAGCAAUCCUAGUCACAACGCCCCAGGCGGUGGCUGUGGGAGACGUGAGGCGAGAGGUGACCUUCUGUAAGAAGACGGGCCUGCGAGUUCUGGGCAUUGUGGAGAACAUGAGCGGCUUCGUCUGCCCGCACUGCUCGGAGUGCACAAACAUCUUUUCCAAAGGGGGAGGCGAGGAACUGGCCAAGUACGCUGGAGUCCCCUUUCUAGGCUCCGUUCCCCUGGACCCCCAACUUAGCCAGAGCUUGGAGGAAGGCAGAGACUUCAUCCGGGAGUUUCCCAAGAGCUCCGCCUUCCCCGCCUUGGCUCACAUUGCCCAGCAGGUCUUGGACGGCGCAUCGCAGCGGAGCUCCUGAGGAGGGUUUGGGGCUGGACUCUCGCCUUGCCUGGCAGCGCCAUCGGCAGCCCUUGCCGGUGGGGAAGAGAGGAGGAUGCAGGAGCUGUUUAAUUAACCAUGAGGCUGUUUCGGGGGGGGGGAUGAUGGAGGGAGGGGGCAUCACAGCAUCGGUGCCGCUUAUGGCAACCCAAAAAGGGAAGUGAUGCUCCACCUCCCCGUGUCCGAAGAGACUCUGCGUGGAUGUUUGUGCUCACGCAGGGGAUGCACAGCCUGGUUCUUGCCUUCUCAACGUGGCAGCGCUCUGCCCACACGGUACAGCUGCUCCUAGCCUGCUCACGCACCGCCUUCCUCUGCGACCAGCUGUUGUCCGGGCACUUGUGGAGCCGUGGCCUCCUCCCACAGCAUCUCACACGCUGUAGCGCUGCUGACGAUGACUGAACGCAGCUCCCAUGGCGAACGUCAUCAGCUGGGAUGGCUGCUCCCUUGCCGAGCCCAAAUGGCGCAAAUAAUCCGCGUCGUAGCUCCGUGUGCUGCUGCCUUCUGCUUUCCUUGCGUGACACGCCGUGGUACUUGGUUCGGUGGCUGGCCAGUUAUGUUGGACGCUCUGCUGUGAGCCCGAGCCCAGCCAGCCUGCUCGGAAAUCUCACAUUGCUGGUACGUGAAGUGCCUCUGAGGGCACGGGAUGUGCUUCACGUGAGGAGGCGUCCUUAGGAAUCUAGUACCCUUUUGAAGCCUGCAUCCUACCAUACUGGAAACAAUGUCUUCUUUUUUUUUUUUCUGGUCUGCUGGGGGUUUUCGUGACUCAGGAAUAUUUUUAAAAGUUCCAGACAGUAAACAGUUUUCUUAAAA